Molecule: messenger RNA, 1620 nt
Organism: Didymella exigua CBS 183.55
Lineage: Eukaryota; Fungi; Ascomycota; Dothideomycetes; Pleosporales; Didymellaceae
Product: DUF1295-domain-containing protein
Exons: 3
Coding region: 458-1468 (336 amino acids)
Biological process (GO): lipid metabolic process
Cellular component (GO): membrane
Molecular function (GO): oxidoreductase activity, acting on the CH-CH group of donors
Source: RefSeq, a predicted model, not a curated record
GUUUACAUCAUCGUCGCUAUGCUCGAGGGAUCACCACUGCCAUCUCGUGCGUGCAUCCCGUCGCAUAAUUCUCAUAGCGAGAGCGUCCAAGGCUACCUAAUUCGGGCCAGGUGAUCGUGAUGCACCGCCGUUAGUGUUUGGCCGAUGAUGAGAGACCAGCAAGCGGGCGGCCCGAAGUCGAUCUCUCUCGCUUGGCGAUUCGAACAUAUUAAUGUCGUCACCGAUUUCCUUUCCCGUACACGACAACAUCGCAAAUUCGUCUCGAAACGGACUACGUGCGCAGUCAGAGUCGGCAAGACUGAAGAACACGACUGUUAGCCUUGGGGCGCAACGGUAGUGACCGCAUUGAAUGCUCUACAGUAUAACAGCUUCCAUGCCCGCUGCUUCCUGAAACACUUGCACUUAACCUUCCUUCUCGCAAGCUGGAGAUCCGUACUGCACGGCAGCAAACAACACCAUGGCCAUUCAUGUGCUAGACAACUAUUACCUUGCGAUAACUUUUCUCAUCACUGUCGCCUACCAACUAUUCUUCUUCGCCAUAGCCUUUUCUUUGAAGUUCGACAAGCUGACCGAUUUUGCUGGCGGCACCAACUUUGUGGUUCUCUCCAUUCUCACACUCAGUCUCAGUGAGAACAGAGGCGAUGCGCGCAAUAUUAUUGUGUCAGUGUUCAUGAUGAUGUGGGGAGCACGUCUCAGUGGAUUUCUGCUGUUCAGAAUUUUGAAGACAGGGAAAGAUGACCGCUUCGAUGACAAGAGGGACAAAUUCUGGUCUUUCUUGGGCUUCUGGGUAUUCCAAAUGUUCUGGGUCUGGACUUGCUCGCUACCAGUUACAAUCCUCAACUCGCCAAACGUCACUCAAUUCCCUCAACCUGCCUUUGGAACUGGAAGGGACAUCGCUGGAAUUGUUCUCUACUCCAUCGGAUUUAUCAUGGAGAGUGUGUCCGACAUCCAAAAGUACCGGUUCAGAAGCGCUCAUCAAUACGACGGCGCAGUUUGCGAUGUUGGCUUCUUCGCAUGGACCAGGCAUCCAAACUACUUCGGCGAGAUGAUGAUCCAGUUCGGAAUGUUCACCAUUGCAGUGUCCCCUGCCGCUUACCACUACGUGUCGGGCAGUGCUUAUGCAGCUCUCUACGCGUCGAUUCUGGGACCGUUCUUCUUGACAUUGCUCCUCAUGUUCGUGUCAGGCCUGACCCUACAGGAGCGUCCGGGGGCAAAGAAGAGAUACGAGAAAGGAAAUAACUGGCCUGCAUACGCGCGAUGGCUGAAUAGAACGAGCAUACUUAUUCCGUUUCCUCCUCAGCUAUAUGAGAAGAUGCCAGUCUUCUUGAAGCGAACCAUCUUCUUGGAGUUUCCAAUCUACGUCUUCGACCCAGCGAAGCAUGCAGAUCAAAGUAAGAUGCGAGAUAGGAAUGCCGAGGAAGGUCAUGCUGGAAGGCCGAGUGAUGAGGAAGGACUGAGGUCAUCUUGAAUCAAGGUUUCUUCUCUUCUAAUUGUGUAGUCAUCUGAUACCCUGGGUGCGUUUUGCUCCUACCUCGUAUGUAAUGCUUAAUCUGGUUCGGCAAUGACGCAAUGUACGCAUUCACACGCGAGAUUCUCAGCUGAAUACGAACUACGAGCUUC